Molecule: messenger RNA, 900 nt
Organism: Anopheles cruzii
Lineage: Eukaryota; Metazoa; Arthropoda; Insecta; Diptera; Culicidae
Product: dnaJ homolog subfamily C member 30, mitochondrial
Exons: 1
Coding region: 46-789 (247 amino acids)
Source: RefSeq, a predicted model, not a curated record
ACGUUAGCCAAAAGCCUUAAAGUUUGGCGCUAGUUCUUUAGGUAAAUGAGUGUAAAAUGUAUCGGUUCGAUUGGUAAUGUGCUUAGAAUGGGGCCGAAUUGGCACCCUCUAAACUGCUGGCUUGGCCGUGCGGUUCUGUUGAGAUGUACCGAAUCGCGGAAGCGGUGGAUUAGCUACGGGGUGGUGCUGCUCCGGAACCACUAUGAUUCGCUCGGCGUGACGCCUAAUGCCACACAGAACGACAUCAAGCAGGCGUACUACAGCCAGUCAAAGCUCUACCAUCCCGACAAGAACAAAGGAAGCGACAUCGCUGCACAAAAGUUCCGGGAAAUCACGGCCGCGUAUGAAGUGCUCGGCAACUACCGGUUGCGGAAGCUGUACGAUAAAGGAAUCCUGCAUACAGCCGGCAACGAGUACGCUAAUGCGACACAUACGCAGACGGAACCGGUGGAGGACGAUGCACAGACGCGGUUCUACAAGAAGCGGAUGGAACGAUCGCAAGCACCGAGCGCAACGGGUCGCACUCCGAUCUACGAUUUCGACGAGUGGUCCCGAAACCACUACGGGUCACGGUUCGAACAGAAGAUGAAGGCCGAAGAACGGUUCCGCAAGAAAGCGGAGCGAGAGGAGAUAUUUAAGACACGGUUGCAGCACGAGUACAUCAUUCUCCCUUUAAUAGUGUUCUGCGUAUUGUACUUCAUUGUAAUGAUCCAGGAGAGUUCCUACGACACACCAAAACCGGCGACGAAAGAUGAGUCCGACAUAGAAAAUGGUGUGAAUGAGAAAUGAAUUGGCUAAGCUACGAGAAACGAGAUGCUUUAUUUAUGUGUAAAUAUUUUAGAUCAAUAAUAACGGUGCUAUAGAUGGUGCGUUAUCCGGGUCAUACACCAUCAUCAACGC